AUGUCUUCAUUAGUAAUAAAUCGAGAGCAUGGGCAAGCACCUCCUCUAAUACAGUCUGAGGUAGAAGACGAGCUCGUAUGGUUGAACGAAGAUACUAUCCUAAGAGAUGAUUUAGGCGUAGAGAACGACGAACUUGAAGAAGUGGAAGAAGAGGUAGUCAUUGGUCUGGACGACGGUAAUGACUUGGAUGCUGCUGCGGAAUCUAUUACAACAAUUAAUCAGACUCAACCUAGAAAAGAAACAACAAUAACAAAGCAGCAGCAGCAGCGAAAAGAAAAAAAUAAUAUUAAAUACGACGAAGAAGAGGAGGAGGACCAACCUGCCGAUGACUUGAAUAAUCAUAAUAAUAUUUUAACAUCGGCGCCUCCUGAUGAAAUUGAUAGAACUGUGUUCAAUUUAGAUGAUGACAGUGCUGAAAAGAGUGAAAUGCCGUUGCCAGAUGCUCAAGAAGACGAAAACGACAUCGACCAAGAUCAAGAUCAAGAUUUUGGUCUUGGUUCUGCACGUUGCAUUCUUGAAUAUGCUGGCACUAGAAAUCCAAUGACCAUUCGUACGCAAAUGAGAUUGAGCGAGUUUAUGAUGACUCUGAAAAAAGAUUUGGUUUUCCAUGAAGCACAUUUUCAGGAAGCCGUUCUCACAUUUAAAGAUCUCGAUGAUCCCGAUUUUAUAGUGUCUAUAUCUCAGGAAAAUUACUACGCGCAACAUCAUACACUAAAUGAUAUCCUGAAUCUACACUACAACUUCCAAAAGGCUAAAAAUCUACCUCCCAGUUUUCUUCAUAUUCUUCUAACGCUGAGAGACGGUUUCAUUUCGCAGAUACAGCGUAUUCGGUAUAGCAUCACCGAAGCUACGAGAGCGAAUAGUGCAGGUAAUCUUCCACACAAUCCGAUUGUCCUUGAUGACGAUGAGUCCGAUCCUGGAACCCCGGGCGAAAGCAGAAACGAAGAAGAAACUGAUAACGAAGAAACUCAUGAUAACGAAGAAACUCAUGAUAACGAAGAAACUCAUGAUAACGAAGAAACUCAUGAUAACGAAGAAACUCACGAAGGAGACGAUAUUAUAUACAUAAAUUCACCUACAAACGAAGGUGCCCAAUCACCUCUGACCGAACCAACGGUCAGUGCAGGUAAACCGAGUGCCGCACAUUUAACUCCCAAGAAUAAUCGAACAAAGAAUGGGUUACCGAAUAUUGAUGAUGACGAUCUCACACCAUACUCUGAUAUUGAUGAAACUGACCGAGAUCAACCUUUGUCUACUAUGGAAGAUCUAGAUGGAGAAACAGAAGUCCCAUUGGACGAUGAUGUGGAAUUAAAUGACGAUAAAUUAGGUGACGAGGAAACUAAUGACGAAAAGAAUGAUAAUUCAACUGUCACUUCCUCGCAUGUAGAAGCUGAACAAGUUCAUGACACUUUCGACGCUUCAGAACCAUUAAACGAAGAAGUAGAUAAUAAAUUCACAGAUUACUUCGCUGAUGAUAUUCCAGAAGAGAUCAACGACGAUAAUAUUGACAUAAAUCAGACCAAUGAACUUGAUGUUGCACAAAACGACGAAGAAGAUUCACAUGCAGUUACUCUAAAUAAUAAUAUAUUCCCUACAGAAGACGUAGAUGGUCUUCCAGACUUUGAAGAAUAUGCGGAUUCUCCACUACACGAUGGCAUUGGAGGUGAAGAGAACUUUGGUGCGGAAGACUGGGCAAACGAUGUAAUAACCGAUAACCUGAACCUUGAUUCUGCUGAAUCCACUGCUAAUCUCAAACGAGGCCGGGAAUCCAUAUUCACUAAUGACGAUAUUGACGAAGAAUCUGACGCUAAAAAGGCACGAAUGAAUUGA
Ambispora gerdemannii is the source of this 1830-nucleotide messenger RNA. The record is from the annotation of a GenBank genome assembly. Lineage: Eukaryota; Fungi; Glomeromycota; Glomeromycetes; Archaeosporales; Ambisporaceae.